Messenger RNA from Thecamonas trahens ATCC 50062, 956 nucleotides. RefSeq lists its product as uncharacterized. Lineage: Eukaryota; Apusomonadida; Apusomonadidae. Gene Ontology annotation, cellular component: plasma membrane. Gene Ontology annotation, molecular function: GTP binding; GTPase activity; GDP binding. The transcript has 2 exons. The record is from RefSeq and is a predicted model, not a curated record. The coding region runs from base 29 to 859 and encodes 276 amino acids. Gene Ontology annotation, biological process: intracellular signal transduction.
UUGACACUCCUCUGCAGGCACCGGGAGCAUGGCGGCGAGGGUGCGAUGCACGGUGUUUAUCAACUCUGAGAACUGCGGUUCUGGACAUCUGAUUGCGGUGCCGGAUACGAUGGAAGCAAUGCUGGAAAAGUGCGGGCAGAAGCUCGGACUGGCGGCGGCGGGCAGCAUCUACACCGAGAACGGAGCGAGGGUAGAGGAUGUGGGGCUCAUCUCGAAUGAUGAUGUGCUUUAUGUGGCCGAGGGCUCGGAGCCGUUCUUCCGCGAGUCCAAGGGCAAGAAGGCCAAGAAGGGCACGGCCGUUGCGGUGCACAAGAUUGCUGUUCUGGGCUCGGGAGGUGUGGGUAAGUCGUGUCUGACGAUGCGGUUCUGCAGAUCGACGUUUGUGGAUGUGUACGAUCCGACGAUCGAGGACUCAUUUCAUCGGCACCUGACGCUUGAUGGCUUCCCGGUCCUUCUUGACAUUCUGGAUACUGCUGGGCAGGAGGACUUUGUGGUGCUUCGGAGGCAGUGGGUUGAGGACCGCGACGGGUUCAUCCUCGUCUACUCUAUUACUGACGACACGACGUUUACGGCGGCGCUCGAUGGCUUUGUCGAUCUCAUCCGCGAGGUCAAGGGUGAGAGCUUUGCUUCUGUCCCGCUAGUGGUUGUGGGCAACAAGUGCGAUCUGGACGAUCAACGCGAGGUGCCGACCGACCAGGGCGAGGCCUACGCGUCCAAGCUCAAUGAGCAGGCGCGGUUCCUUGAGGCCUCGGCGCUGACCAACCACAACGUCACCGAGGUCUUUCACGAGAUCAUCAAGGUCUUCCGCCACUGGGACCCGCCCAAGUCGACCAAGAAGGGAUUCUGCGUUCUGCUGUGAGGCGCAGUGCGCCAGCCCCUUCUACCUUCUUCCUCCCUCUUCCCCCUUCCCCUUUGCUCCCGCUUGCCCUCCAGUCGCUAAACUCAAGCAACUUGUA